CGUCGGUGCGACCAAAGGAAAUGGAUUGAUAUUGCAACGUUCUAACUUCAUUUUAUUUUGUUUUAUUUUUGACAAUGUUCACUUUUUUUGGGUCACCGCCAAGACGUGUGCUGUCAAUACACUCGUUCAAAAACGCAUACUCCCGGUACUCCCUUGUAACUACGACGUUGCACAACUUGUACGCAACUGUACACAGUUGUAAUCCUCAGUCUUUUUGGUUUUCUUGCCGAGCACAGCCAUGGAAUGCACAUAACGGCUCUGAAGUCCCGAGCUGGGCUUCGCCGGAGGCACCCGCCCCAAAAUGGGCGCGUCUCCGCGUCGUGUGCGCCAGUUUAGCGGCUGAUGUGAUUGGUUAACAAGGUUCCUUCCUUUGCAAGCGGAAGAAGAUGCGCCAACAGUUACGAUGGGUCGACUUCUUUCAAUUGCUGUCUGACGUCUCGCCUUCUAGUAGCUCAGAAGGAUUCUGCUCCCAAGAUUACCGACGGGGAUUUGUGGUCACGUAUCGCAAGAGGCGAUGAGUCGCACGAGAGAUGAGAUUCCCACAGUAGCUCUCAGAAUGUUCACCUUUGAAGAGACCAAGAACGGCAAGAGCGAGGCGCUGAGCGUGGCCAUACCUGAGGUCUUGGAUGCACAAUACGGCAUGUAUGUGUGGCCCAGUGGGGUGGUGUUGGCUCAGUACAUCUGGAGCAGAAGAGCAGACAUGAAGGACAAGACGGUGCUGGAGCUGGGCGCCGGUGUCAGUCUUCCGGGCGUGCUGGCGUCCCGCUGCGGCGCCAAGGUCAUCCUGUCCGACGACGCCGACUCGCCGGCAUGCUUGGAGAACUGCAGACGCAGCUGCGAGGCCAACGGCUUGUGCGAUGUGGUCACGCUGCCUCUCACCUGGGGGGAAAUCUCCCCCCGCCUGCUCCAGCUUCCACGCCUCCACCUCAUCUUGGCGUCUGACGUUUUCUACGAGCCACGAGAUUUUGAGGACAUCCUAGUCACUGUUGCGUUUCUCCUACGAAAGAACCCCAAUGCUCAGUUUUGGUUGACUUACCAGGAACGAAGUGCCGAUUGGAGCAUCGAGGCGCUGCUGCACAAGUGGAAGCUGGCCUGCGUGGACGUUGACCUGGCAACCUUCAACGGCAACAAAUCUGAGCUGGCAGGGUCCAGCCUUCCCGGCAGCCACGCCAUUCAAAUGAUGAUCAUCACGCGCAAGAUGGACACUGAUGUGUGACGGGCCAAGUGGAAAAAAAGAAGCGUCAGGUUUAUUUUAUUGUGAAGAAAAGAGACCGGGUAUACCGUAUUGAUAAAACGUUCUAAGAAUGUGAAUAUCCAAGAUUACAGCCAGUGACUAAUUUGCUGAUUCAGUCAAUAGGGGACAAAGACCAAGCGGGCCUAGUACCAGAUUUGGGGUGUUCAGCUCUGGAGCUUUGUUGGACAUGAUGGAGAUGACAGGCAAACGCAAUUGACCCCUCCGUACAGGGCACUUAACCACGCCCCCUGAAGUGACGUCACGCCACGUGCGCCGAUGUAGGACAAACAAUUCGUAAAAAUGGCAAAUACAAUACAAUACAUUCUGAACUGAGACAGACUCCAUGCUUCUCAUUUCAUUCAAAUCAACGAUAUGUUAUAGAUUCUAAAUACAAUACAUUCUGAACUGAGAGAGACGCCAUACUUCUGAUUUCAUUCAAUCAUUCACCCGUAGCAAUGUUAUGCUAGCGGAGAACGUCUCAUUCAUUUAUACGAGAUGUGUAUUAAAAAUCAAAUUUAGGGCAUAUCUUCGUGCAAACACAGUCUGGUUAAGCUUCGGCCGCGAGCCAGCAAGAAAUCGAUACGUUUGUGCAGUCCGAUCAUCGCUAAAUAUCGCUCAACAAAGAAUAAGUGUGUCAAUCGUUCACACGCAGCAGUGUUAUGCUAGCGAAGAACUUCGAAUUCAUUUAUACGAGACGUGUAUUAAAAAUCAAAUUUAAGGCAUAUCUUCGUGCAAACACAGUCUGGUUAAGCUUCGGCCGCAAGCUAGCAAGAAAUCGAUACGUUUGUGCGGACGAUCAUCGCUAAAUAUCGCUCAACAAAGAAUAAGUGUGUCAAUCGUUCACACGCAGCAGUGGUAUGCUAGCGAAGAACUUUGAAUCAAAUAAUUCAAUCAAAUAUAGGGCAUACCUUCGUGCAAACGUGUGUUCCGGUUGAUAUUAGAUGGAUUUAGUUGAUGAUGCGGUCUUCCCUAAAGUUUGAUCCAUCGAAGGCAUUUUUCGUACUGGGUCUUCGGUUUUGGAAAGGGUACGAAUGGAACUCCACCAACUGGCCUUUCAGGAUACCUGUCGUCACUAUUACAAAGUCCGUGACUACACCUCUUAACCAUAUUUUUUGUUAAAUAACCCAAAUACGCGAUAAAACGCUAACUAAACCUAUACUGGACCAUGCAAUGUUGUCUGAGAAAAUGGCGGGAGCAAAAACGGGCUUUGGUUUAUGCAGAUCUCUGGCCUCUGAUUGGUCAGUGACGCGGAUUGCGCAAUAUCCACGGAGGGCUCAAUUGUCUGGCAUCCUCCGCCGAGUUCAUCGACAAUGUUGCGUGCCUUCGUUUCUUUCCUCUUUGUGUUCGUUAAGUAAACGUCAUGGAGACUUUUUUCGACGCUUAUUUAAAGGAUGCAGGACAGGUUGAAAGAUGAAAAUUGAUUUUAAAAUCACAGUUGAUUGUAACAUACUGCUGACUGUGGUCAUUUCUUUGAAUGUUUAGCCAGCAGUUUAAUGACAACCUGGCUGACGGGAUGAAAACAUUUGCAAUCCUCACCUUUUUUUUUUUUAAAUUCAAAUCAACCCACUUCGGGGUCCACGACCACUCGGAGCAAUCAACAGAGACUGGAAUAGUAUUCAUUUUUGAGAAAGGAAUAUUGAGGAAAUUUGAAGACCUAGUUAUUCAACUUUAUUUUGCCUUUAAUAGCUUUUGUCACCUUGUAAAAUAGUAAACAAAAACCUCAUUUAUCUGUCCUUGCAGUUGAUUGCAUAUGAUAUUUCAGUUUUGUUUUUCAAAACGGUUUGUUCAGUUUUGUUUUUGUUCUCCACGCAUACCAUGUAAUGUUAGUAUUUAUUAACACUGACUGACAGAAAUAGAGGGCCCCAAAAUCUAUAUUUUGCUCCCUGCCAGAUCCGGAUUCAUAUGGGGUGCCUUUUGGAAAGCUGCUUACGGCAAAAAUAACAGCAACAUUUUGUCACAUUCAGCUUCAAAACGUGUUUAAAACGCUGGUGGGAAUUUUCCAGAUUCACUUUGUGGCCUAUUUACAAUCAUAUUUGUCAAAGUCCUAAUUAAAGCCAAAUGUUAA
Molecule: messenger RNA, 3299 nt
Organism: Syngnathoides biaculeatus (alligator pipefish)
Lineage: Eukaryota; Metazoa; Chordata; Actinopteri; Syngnathiformes; Syngnathidae
Gene: mettl23
Product: methyltransferase 23, arginine
Exons: 5
Coding region: 515-1216 (233 amino acids)
Cellular component (GO): cytoplasm; nucleus
Source: RefSeq, a predicted model, not a curated record